CGCAAAAUGGAGAAGGAGAUAAGGCUUUGUGUACUUUCAAGGAAAUGCUGGAAGAAGUUAAUGCUUUGGUUGACAUGUAUUCUAAAUGUGGAGACAUGAUAUCUGCUAUGAGAUUGUUUGAGAGGUUAGAUGGGAAGGAUCGAGUUACUUGGAACUCGAUAAUAAAUGGAUUUGCUCAAAAUGGGAAUGGAGUGAUGUCUUUGUUCAUGUUUGAGAAAAUGAUUGAAAUAGAUACAACGCCAAAUCAUGUAACUUUUCUUGGGGUUUUAUCUGCCUGUAGCCACUGUGGUUUAUUACCUGAAGGAUUUCAAUAUCUCCAUUCAAUGGAGAGGAAAUACGGUAUAGUACCCCAGUUGGAUCACUAUGCCAUCUUGAUUGAUUUACUUGGACGGAAGAAUAUGCUUGGAGAAGCUGCGAAUUUGAUCAAGAGAGCUCCUUGGGGAAGAGACAAUAUUGGAAUGUGGGGCGCACUUUUGGGUUCUUGCAGGGUACAUGGGAACUUGAAACUUGCUAGAAGGGUGGCAGAAGAUCUAUUUGAGCUGGAACCUGAUAAUGCUGCCAGGUAUAUUAUGUUAUCCAACAUCUAUGCAGCAGCAGGAAGGUGAGGUGAUGCCCGCACUCUGCGAAGGUACAUCUAUGACAGAGGAUUGGUGAAAGAAAUAGCUUAUAGUUGGAUUGAGAUAAACAAUAUCAGACAUAAGUUUAUCGCUAAAGACAAGUCCCACAGUCGGUUAGAAGAAAUAA
Molecule: messenger RNA, 744 nt
Organism: Nicotiana tabacum (common tobacco)
Lineage: Eukaryota; Viridiplantae; Streptophyta; Magnoliopsida; Solanales; Solanaceae
Source: RefSeq, a predicted model, not a curated record